GCUGUAGCACAAACGCGAGGAGAGUUGCUAUUGACAGCUUAGAAAGGCGUAUUCAGAGUAAAAGUGUCAGUAGAGUGAAGUUAACGGAGCGCCAGCAGUUUAAUAGCUGUCUGCUUUAAUAAAUAUUUAGAAAAAAAACUGUCCAGAUCAUGAGCCAGAGACAGGUCCUUCAAGUUUUUGAACAGUACCAGAAAGCAAGAACACAGUUUGUACAAACUAUAGCGGAAUUAGCUACCAGGCCACAAAAUAUUGAAACAUUGCAAAAUGCAGGUGUGAUGUCUCUGCUGAGACCACUUCUGUUGGAUGUAGUCCCAACCAUUCAGCAGACUGCAGCUCUUGCCCUAGGAAGGCUAGCCAAUUACAACGAUGACCUGGCAGAAGCAGUUGUUAAGGGCGACAUACUUCCACAGCUUGUAUAUUCAUUGGCUGAGCAGAAUCGUUUUUAUAAGAAGGCAGCUGCAUUUGUUCUGAGAGCAGUAGCCAAACAUUCCCCAGAGUUGGCCCAGGCUGUUGUUGAUUGUGGAGCAUUGGAUGCUCUUGUGAUAUGCCUUGAGGACUUUGACCCUGGAGUGAAAGAAGCAGCAGCUUGGGCACUUGGAUACAUCGCAAGGCACAAUGCAGAGCUAGCACAAGCUGUGGUGGAUGCAGGCGCUGUUCCUCUUUUAGUUCUCUGUAUCCAGGAACCUGAAAUUGCUUUGAAAAGGAUUGCUGCAUCAGCUCUCAGUGAUAUCUCUAAGCAUUCUCCGGAGCUGGCUCAGACAGUUGUGGAUGCCGGUGCUAUUGCUCACUUAGCCCAGAUGAUACUGAACCCUGAUGCCAAACUGAAGCGUCAAGUCUUUUCAGCUCUCAGUCAGAUUGCAAAGCAUUCUGUAGAUUUGGCAGAAAUGGUGGUUGAAGCAGAAAUCUUUCCAGCUGUUCUCCCAAGUCUAAAGGACCCAGAUGAUUAUGUCAAGAAAAAUGUUGCAACUUUAAUACGAGAGAUUGCCAAACAUACCCCUGAGCUCUCCCAGCUUAUCGUUAAUGCAGGUGGAGUAGCUGCUGUCAUUGACUACAUUGGUGAAUGUAAAGGCAGCAUCAGGCUACCUGGUAUUAUGAUGCUUGGUUAUGUUGCAGCCCACUCUGAAAAUCUGGCAAUGGCAGUGAUCGUUUCCAAGGGGGUGCCUCAGUUGACUAUCUGCCUGUCAGAAGAACCAGAAGACCAUAUUAAGGCAGCAACUGCGUGGGCCUUGGGGCAGAUUGGAAGGCAUUCUCCUGAGCAUGCACGUGCUGUUGCAGUUGCAAACGUUUUACCAAAGCUACUUUCUUCUUACCUGGAAACUGAUAGCUCUGAAGACCUCCAAAUCAAGGCUAAAAAGGCCCUGAAGAACAUCCUGCAAAAAUGUACACAUCUGCCAGCACUAGAACCUCUUUUACAUGACGCUCCUCCUAAAAUACUGAAGCAUGUUGUUGGGCAGUUCAGCAAGGUGUUACCACAUGACAGCAAAGCUCGUCGUCUUUUUGUAACAAGUGGUGGACUUAAAAAGAUUCAAGAGAUUAAGGCAGAACCAGGGUCCGUUCUUCAGGAAUACAUUAACAACAUUAAUAACUGCUAUCCAGAAGAAAUAGUCAGAUACUACUCUCCUGGAUAUUCAGAUGCACUGCUAGAAAGGGUGGAAACCUAUCAGCCAGCUUAAGUCAAUCCAACAUAUUUAUUUGCCAGUGUAUUAAUUUUGUUCCUGUGCCUUUCUAAGCUGAGUGCCAGCCACCAAAUUUGCCUGAAAUGUUCUUUUUUUUAAUAAUAUGAAUGGCAAUUUCAAACUGUGAGCCAAACAUAUCUGUAAUGUAACAGCCCAUCAUUGUUAAACGUUUAUAAAUUUGGUACACUGUCCUUGUUAAACACUGACAGUAAAAUAUGAAAGAAAGUGUAAAGUUAGAUACAGAAAAAACAUGAUUAUUUGUUCCUACAUUUGCCACAGUCUACCUUAUUCAUUUAGUAUCUCUUGUGACAUAACAUAUCAUCAAUAAACUCACCAUUUUUGUAUGGCA
Protopterus annectens (West African lungfish) is the source of this 2025-nucleotide messenger RNA. It is a transcript of the gene SPAG6, whose product is annotated as sperm associated antigen 6. Gene Ontology annotation, molecular function: microtubule binding. Gene Ontology annotation, cellular component: axoneme; sperm principal piece; acrosomal vesicle. Gene Ontology annotation, biological process: neuron projection extension; sperm axoneme assembly; epithelial cilium movement involved in extracellular fluid movement. The coding region runs from base 150 to 1673 and encodes 507 amino acids. The record is from RefSeq and is a predicted model, not a curated record. The transcript is spliced from 11 exons. Lineage: Eukaryota; Metazoa; Chordata; Ceratodontiformes; Protopteridae.